Pelobates fuscus (common spadefoot toad) is the source of this 1780-nucleotide messenger RNA. RefSeq names its product CCZ1 homolog, vacuolar protein trafficking and biogenesis associated (gene CCZ1). Gene Ontology annotation, biological process: vesicle-mediated transport. The transcript is spliced from 16 exons. Lineage: Eukaryota; Metazoa; Chordata; Amphibia; Anura; Pelobatidae. Gene Ontology annotation, cellular component: intracellular membrane-bounded organelle; Mon1-Ccz1 complex. The record is from RefSeq and is a predicted model, not a curated record. The coding region runs from base 106 to 1521 and encodes 471 amino acids.
ACGAUGGAUUCCCCCUCCAUCUGUGUCGCACUUGCAGACGCCUUCCUGGUUGUCCCUGCGUGUUAUGAAAAUGUGUGAUAGGAUUUAAAGUGCUGGGGAUUCAGGAUGGCCCACGCGGCGCAGGAGAAGCAAUAUGCUCCUUCUCUAACAAAUUUUUUCAUCUAUAAUCCAAAGUUUGGUCCAAGAGAAGGAGAAGAAGAAAAAAAGAUCCUCUUCUAUCACCCAAAUGAAGCAGAAAAGAACGACAAAAUAAAAAAUGUUGGCUUGUGUGAAGCCAUAGUGCAGUUUACAAGGACCUUCAACCCAACAAAGCCAGCAAAGUCUUUGCACACUCAGAAGAACAGGCAGUUCUUUCACGAACCCGAAGAAGGUUUUUGGAUGGUUAUGGUGGUAAGGAAUCCAGCUGUGGAAAAGCAAAGAGAUGGUAGAAACGUUAUUGAAUAUCAAGAGGACGAAUUACUUGACAAAGUGUAUUCCUCAGUGCUGCAACAAUGUUAUAAAAUGUAUAAGCUAUUUAAUGGCACAUUCUACAAAGCAAUGGAGGAUGGUGGUGUUGCACUGCUCAAAGAUAGACUGGAGAAAUUCUUCCAUAGGUAUUUGCAAACCUUACACCUCCAGUCCUGUGACUUGCUUGACAUAUUUGGUGGCAUUAGCUUCUUUCCAUUAGAUAAAAUGACCUAUCUUAAAAUCCAGUCAUUUAUCAACCGGGUGGAAGAAAGUCUAAGCAUUGUGAAGUAUACAGCUUUCCUAUACAACGACCAGCUCAUCUGGAGCGGAUUAGAACAAGAGGAUAUGAGAAUCGUGUACAAAUACCUCAUUACGUCUUUAUUUCCUAGGCAUCUAGAACCCGAGCUAGCUGGAAGAGAUUCUCCUUUACGCCCAGAAAUGCCUGGCAAUUUACAGCACUAUGGAAGAUUUCUCACUGGACCUGUAAACCUCAAUGACGCUGAUGCAAAAUUUAGGUUCCCCAAAAUCUUUGUAAAUACAGAAGACGUGUACGAAGAACUUCAUCUGAUCGUUUACAAGGCAAUGAGCGCCUCUGUAUGUUUCAUGGUUGAAGCAUCCACGCAGCUCACACCAGAAUUCUGUCGUAAAUUGGACAGUCUUGUAGGACCUCAGCUUACAGUGUUGGCAUCUGACAUCUGUGAACAAUACAACCAUAACCGUAGGAUAUCAGGGCCUGAAAAGGAACCCCAGUUUAAAUUUAUUUAUUUCAAUCACAUGAACCUAGCAGAAAAAAGUACAAUCCACCUUCGGAAAACGCCGAGUAUGUCACAUAUAUCUGUACAGCCAGAGUUAAUGAAAAUUCUUGGAGACAUUAAUAAUGAUUUUACAAGAGCUGAUGAAGAUGAGGAGAUCAUCGUUAAGGCAAUGAGUGACUACUGGAUUGUAGGGAAAAAGUCUGACCAGCGAGAACUCUAUGUUAUUCUGAAUCAGAAGAACUCCAAUCUAAUAGAAGUGAAUGAAGAAAUAAAGAAACUUUGUUCAUCGCAGUUUAGUAACAUCUUUUUCCUGGAUUAACUUGCAAUUGUCUUCAGAAACGGCCGAUAACAGCCUCUUAACGUGGACAGAAUAUCAGUCAUAUUACUGACUGGAAUGACUGUUGUAAGGCAAUACUUGCCUUGUAAGAACUCGAUUUCUAUCUGUAGGCUCUGCAAAAAGACCGUUUUUAGAUUUUAACUAUUUAUCUGAACUCCUGCUCAUCUGUUCUUGAUCAUUUAAUUUGUGUUACAUGAAUACCAAGAUAAAAUAAAUCCAUAGAUCAUUGUUAUACUUUUAA